Molecule: messenger RNA, 820 nt
Organism: Panicum virgatum (switchgrass)
Lineage: Eukaryota; Viridiplantae; Streptophyta; Magnoliopsida; Poales; Poaceae
Product: ubiquitin-40S ribosomal protein S27a
Exons: 1
Coding region: 111-578 (155 amino acids)
Biological process (GO): translation; protein ubiquitination; modification-dependent protein catabolic process
Cellular component (GO): cytoplasm; ribosome; nucleus
Molecular function (GO): structural constituent of ribosome; protein tag activity; ubiquitin protein ligase binding
Source: RefSeq, a predicted model, not a curated record
CUCCCUCCAAAACCCUAGCCGACCACACCACUCCACCCCGCCGCCGCAGGCGAGAAGCAGCUCCAGCUCAGGUAAGGGCGGCCGCCGCCGGGGAGGGCGCGCCUGCGAAGAUGCAGAUCUUCGUGAAGACGCUGACGGGGAAGACCAUCACGCUGGAGGUGGAAUCCUCGGACACCAUCGACAACGUGAAGGCCAAGAUCCAGGACAAGGAGGGCAUCCCGCCGGACCAGCAGCGGCUCAUCUUCGCCGGCAAGCAGCUGGAGGACGGGCGCACCCUCGCCGACUACAACAUCCAGAAGGAGUCGACGCUGCACCUGGUGCUCCGCCUCCGCGGGGGAGCCAAGAAGCGCAAGAAGAAGACGUACACCAAGCCCAAGAAGAUCAAGCACAAGCACAAGAAGGUGAAGCUCGCCGUGCUCCAGUUCUACAAGGUGGACGACGCCACCGGCAAGGUCACCCGCCUCCGCAAGGAGUGCCCCAACACCGAGUGCGGCGCGGGGACCUUCAUGGCCAACCACUUCGACCGCCACUACUGCGGUAAGUGCGGCCUCACCUACGUCUACAACCAGCAGGCGUAGGAUGGAUGCUCCGCUGUUGUGGUGGGGGGAAGGAAAAAAAUGGAAAGUCUUGCUAGAUGAUAAAUCUUAUUUCUUUUUUUUUGUCGCAUGUUAAGUUAAAGUAGUUUGUUGGAACAGAACACCUGCAUCUCUCAUGGUGAUGUCGUUAUGGAUCGCACCAAACACUGUUGAAUUCAACCUAUGUUUGUGUUAAUCUUAUACUAUGUGUGCCCAGUGUUAACGUGAUUUUGUUCUUAGAGUCA